AUGAUAAUGAUCAAACAACCUUCCGUUCGUAAAGCAGCAUUUAAUAUAGACUAUUUAAUAUCAUCUCAUAAUGAUAAUGAUAAAUCAACAAUAUCUAAUUCUGAUAAUGAUUUAAUUUCAACAGAAAUUCAACCGAUAACAUCAUCGUAUCAUUCAACAUCAUUUAUUCAUCCGUUAGCAAAUAUUUUACGUUCAAUCAAUCCGUAUGUUGGAAUUUUAACAAAUAGUUAUAAUUCAUCCAUUGGUAAUUGUGCAAGUAUUGAAACAACAAAUAAUGGAAUUAUACAUCAUAAAACAAAAUAUCAAAAACAUUUACAAAAAUAUUCACAUAAACCACAACAUCAUAAAAAAUUUGAAAGAUCAAUGUCAACAGAUGAACAAAAAUUGAAUAUUAUCAAUAGAUCACAUGAAUCGGCCUCUGAUUCAACAAAUACUUCGGCUAACGAUAAAUUAAUACCAUUUGAGUUUAAACGUAUGCGUACUGCCUUUACGUCGACACAAUUACUCGAAUUAGAACGUGAAUUUUCUACAUCCAUGUAUCUAUCACGUUUACGACGUAUUGAAAUCGCCUCAUAUUUAAAUUUAACCGAAAAACAAGUGAAAAUAUGGUUUCAAAAUAGACGUGUCAAAUACAAGAAAGAAGGUAUUAAUGAUCAACAAUCAUCAACAACAACAUCCUCGAUAUUAACAUUGUCUACAGAUGCACGGAGAAAAUAUCUGAGAACAUGUCAAAAUCAUCAAACAACAGCGACAAAUCAGAAAAAAUAUUACUUUAAUAACAAAAAACAAGAGUUAUAG
Molecule: messenger RNA, 798 nt
Organism: Didymodactylos carnosus
Lineage: Eukaryota; Metazoa; Rotifera; Eurotatoria; Philodinida; Philodinidae
Source: the annotation of a GenBank genome assembly